AUGCCUGAGGAAUACUUCGUUGAAUUGAGCCAGUUCAAAGAGGACAACCCUGGAGUUACUAUCAAGCAGGAGGACAUUGUGAAGGAAGAGAUUGACGGCAAGAUCAUUGAAGGAAUCAAUGUCAGAACAGGAAGAAAGGGAUACUUCAAACGGACACAGGCAGUUGAUAAAACUGUCAACAGAAAUGUGGAGCUGUAUUCAAGGGAGAUGGAAGUUAGUGAAGACGCGGCAUCAUCAUGGCAUUCAGCGGCUUUGAAGCAGACCAUGCCAACACAUCGUGAGGCACUGGAGAUUUCAGACUUGCCUCUCUGGCAUUUCUUCACCAAGCCAUCACCGGCCGUGCAACACCAACCUCAGAAGUCCUUGACUGAUGUACAGGCUCCCACCACUGUAAGUGAUCAGGUGAAGGAUGAGCUGCUGGAAGCAGUAAAAGAGGAGUCAGACGAAGACAAAGAUGAUGGCACUGCACAACACCGCUCGUUGGAUCAAUCUUUGAUGUUCGCUUUGCCAGCAGCCAAAGCUGAAGCAGCUACCAAGGCUGCUGCCAAGGCAGCAGCAAGGGCGCAAGCCAAGAGUCAUGCCAAGGAAAAGAAGGCUAUUGUCGCUGAUAUCACCAGAAUGCAGUCAAUAGUUCAAGGGCUACUCAGCAGUUCCAUUGAAGACAACGAGGCUGUUGAAAAGCUGAAGGAUUGUAAGGAGUCUGGUUGGGAGAUCAAUCAGAACGUCUUUCAGAGAGCAUUCAAAGCAGCUUUCAUGUCACACUUGAAGUACUCUGAUUGGGUUAGCUUUGAUGAGAAUGCAGAUUCAGCUGCCUCAUUGAACUCACUUCGGGAUCUAUUCUCUGAGCUGCUUUCCAGAGACUUCAUUGACUCUCGUCCCAUCAAGCUGACAGUGCAGAAGAUCAACACCAUCUUGAACCCUGCAAAGUUUGUCAGUUCUGAAGUGAAAGCUGCAUCGACCCAGCUCAAGGAAUCUGCUCAGGAAAAGAUCCAUGUUGACAAUGGUCUUGCCGCUAUCUUUUGCGGAAUUAGCCAGGGCAAGACGCUGAUUGUCAAGGCAUUGGAUGUUGCUGAACAUCAAUCAGCUGAUGACCAGAUUGUUGAUCAGUUCAACAAAGUUCUGGAAGCUUUGGAUGGCUUAUGUGAAGAAACCGAACGCUGUAAAGUUGAUACCUCAAAGAUCUUUGAUGAGCUGAAUGCAGCAGUUGAUGUGUUCAAGUCAACUUCUCGAAAAACUUGCAGUGACGCCUUGCGAACCUUUGUUGCCAAUGUAAAGGCCAAGUUUGCUGAGAAGAUCAGGUUCGCUUGCAAAGUCUAUGCCACAGAAACUGCAUUGAGUUGGUUUUCCGCAUCCUUGACGUUGCACUCAGCUCAGCCAGGGACAUGCUCACCUCUUCCAGUAACAUUUGUUGAAAAGCUUGAGAAGUUGACACAGCCGGCGUCUAGCAACAUGACUGAUGAAGAUUCAGCGCUUCUUGUUCGAGCUGUUCUUGAGCUGCAGAAGCAAAUGGUCAACAUCAACGCUUUGUUCUCCAAGUCGGCCGGUGGAUCAAUGAACAUUGUGGACAUCUUCAACUGCUCCAAAGGGUUCACAACGUAUGUGAAUGAGUAUUGCUCUACAAUGUCUUCCAUUGAUUCCAAAUUUGUCAAGACAUUUGACUCAUUUGGAGAGAUUCUCGCAUCCAUGAGUGGCUCCAAGCUUCAACAUGAACUUCAUGAACAGAAGCAAGUUCUUGGAAAGCUUUUGGCAAAGGCCAUCAAGACGAAACUAAAACUAGUUUAA
Molecule: messenger RNA, 1782 nt
Organism: Durusdinium trenchii
Lineage: Eukaryota; Dinophyceae; Suessiales; Symbiodiniaceae
Source: the annotation of a GenBank genome assembly